GUCGGCCGCAGCCUGGAGUCGGUCCGGCCGGCAGCGCGCGCCUGCAGCUGGCACCAUGACGCCGCCCGACGCCAAGGCCAGCGCCUACUCGUGGCUGGAUGAGCCGGGCCAGCGGGCGCACGUGCGCCGCUGCCUGUGCGUGCGCCGCAGCAGCUGCCUGCUGGCCUGCUACACGGCCUUCUACCUGCUGUACGUGGCGCUGGGCGCGCUGGUGUUCAGCUACCUCGAGCAGCCGGCCGAGAUGAUUCUGAAGGAGCAGCUGACGCGUGAUAUCCAGCUGUUCCUCAGCAGCUACCAGUGCGUGCCAGAGACUGCUCUGGAAGACCUGAUUCAGGAGGUGGUAAUCGCCAACAACCGCGGCGUGUCCGCCUCCAGCAACGUCUCCACCGGGCCCAACUGGAGCUUCGGCCAGAGCUUCUUCUUUUCGACCACCGUGGUCACCACCAUAGGCUAUGGUCACGUGACCCCGCUGUCCGAAGGCGGCAAAGUAUUCUGCAUCGCGUUCGCCCUGAUCGGCAUCCCGCUUACCUUGGUCAUGCUGUCCGCCUUCGUCGAGAAGUUGAUGGUGCUGUCCACAGCUGCCCUUCAGUGGCUGAACGGCCGUCUGGGUCACGCGCACCCGCCACUCACGGUGCGGCUGCUGCACCUGGCGCUGGUCGGCGCGCUCGUGGUCGGCCUCGCCUUCCUGGCGCCAGCGGCCGUCUUCUGGAUGCUGGAGGAGGGCUGGACCUUCCUCGACUCCGUCUACUACUGCUUCAUCUCGCUGACCACCGUCGGCCUGGGCGACUACAUCCCCGGCGACCGGCCGGGACUGACCUACCGGGCUCUGUACAAGCUGGCCACCGCCGGGUACCUGCUGGUCGGCCUGGUGAUGAUGAUGUGGCUGCUGACGGUGUUCGCCGAGAUCCCGCAGCUGAACUUCGGCAUCCUGUUCCUGCACCAGUCGGACGAGACCACCUCGGAUCCGGAGAAGAUGCGCCUCUCGGGCCCCGCCGCCGCGCCUCAGUACACACAGCAGACGGACAGCCUGAGAGCGGACGGCCGGCCCGUCCAGCAGACGCCGAGUCCGCUGGAGGCGGCGCCACCGCACGGACCGCGCUAG
Pollicipes pollicipes is the source of this 1102-nucleotide messenger RNA. Its product is annotated as potassium channel subfamily K member 6. Gene Ontology annotation, molecular function: outward rectifier potassium channel activity; potassium ion leak channel activity. Gene Ontology annotation, biological process: potassium ion transmembrane transport; stabilization of membrane potential. The record is from RefSeq and is a predicted model, not a curated record. NCBI's taxonomy places the organism in Eukaryota, Metazoa, Arthropoda, Thecostraca, Pollicipedomorpha, Pollicipedidae. The transcript is spliced from 6 exons. Bases 56 to 1102 code for a protein of 348 amino acids. Gene Ontology annotation, cellular component: plasma membrane.